Leguminivora glycinivorella is the source of this 2302-nucleotide messenger RNA. It is a transcript of the gene NGR-A26, whose product is annotated as cardioacceleratory peptide receptor-like. Gene Ontology annotation, molecular function: vasopressin receptor activity. Gene Ontology annotation, biological process: G protein-coupled receptor signaling pathway. The record is from RefSeq and is a predicted model, not a curated record. Lineage: Eukaryota; Metazoa; Arthropoda; Insecta; Lepidoptera; Tortricidae. Gene Ontology annotation, cellular component: membrane.
GCGUCUGCGAACGCUCGCGUCCGUACGCCGUGCGCCCACCUUCCGCGCGAAAUAAAAAAAAAACAUUUAAAAAGUUAAAAUGUCACACGAAGUGACUUAAAGUUGUACUAAAUAAAUAAACCGACUGUUGUUUAUCUGUGACCGUGUUUUGUGAAGUGACUUGGUGAUAAUUAUUUAAAUUAUCCGAUAAAUUUCGGAGUCAAGGAAACAUUGAACUAGUUGGUUUUCCAGAAUAACACGAGCUCCAAUUUGAAUCCAGAACCAUGGAUCCGGAGCAAGUAAUGGAAGAGAUGGACACCUCCACUCCUGGGGCCCUGGUAUUUCCGAAUGAGAACAGAACACUAAAUAGCACCAACGCUACUGACAUCAACUACUAUUACUUCUAUGAGGUGGCGCAGUUCACAGUAAUGUGGGUGCUGUUCAUAUCCAUAGUGCUGCUCAACGCGUCAGUCAUCGCUGCACUUCUCUGCACCAACGCCAGGAAGAGUAGGAUGAACUACUUUAUCAUGCAACUCGCUAUCGCCGAUCUGUUCGUGGGCCUCGUUCUGGUGUUCGCAGAUAUCGUCCAAAAACAUACGAUAGCGUGGCUCGCGGGGAUCAUGUGCAAAUUCGUCAAAUUUCUGCAGGCCGUUGUGAUGUACGCGUCCACAUACGUGCUGGUCGCACUGAGCAUAGACCGGUGUGACGCCAUCACCAAUCCUAUGAACUUCUCCGGCAGCUGGAACCGAGCGAGAGGCCUCAUCGCGUCAGCUUGGAUCAUCAGCAUAGUGUUUUCCAUCCCACUUCUGAUAUUGUACGAAAUUAAAGAAGUACAAGGGCAGCAACAAUGCUGGAUAGACCUGGGCUCGUCCGAGCGAUGGCAGAUCUGGAUGACCCUGGUCUCCGUCAUGAUCUUCGUCUUCCCUGCCCUGGCCAUCGCAGCAUGCUACGCCGUUAUAGUCAUGACUAUUUGGACGAAGAGCAAAGCAGUCGUCAUGAGCCCACCUGUCAGCUCUAGAAGGACGAAAACUAUGAAUAAUGGACAUGCAGAAGGUGACCCGGAGUCCAGACGCGCCAGCUCGCGCGGGCUCAUACCGCGAGCGAAAAUCAAGAGCGUCAAAAUGACAUUCGUCAUCGUGUUUGUAUUCGUCCUCUGCUGGCUUCCAUACAUCGGUUUCGACCUGCUGCAAGUCUACCACUUCAUCCCACCAACGCAGACCAGCAUGGCCAUAGCCACGCUGAUCCAGAGCUUGGCACCUCUUAACUCAGCUGCAAACCCGCUGAUAUGCUGCAUGUUUUCACCUCACAUCUACAUGAGCCUCAGGCGAGUACCCCCAUACCGAUGGCUGUGGUGCAGCCGUCGCCGGCGCCGACGCGGACGCGGCACGUUGCGAUCACGGUCCGAUUCCACGGCGAAUUCGGACCUGCUGAGCCAUUCGACGCACGCGAGGAGAUCGCAGUCUGUUGCCAUGUCGCUGAACCGCACGCGAAGCAGCAGCGUAUCCCGAGCGAUCCAUAGCGACCGACGCACACAACUACUUGUGUUGACUACUGUACGUGACUGACGACUAACUGACACUGACGACGUAUUGCUGUAGAUAACAUGUAUUUUAAAAUAAGUACACAUAAUACAGUGAGUUGUAUUGUAUGCGUAGCGUAUGGCGUGAUACAUUGCGACCGACGCAUGCAACUUACAUAUGUAUAUUGACGACCGUACGGGACUGACGACUAAAGCCCCCCAUUCACGGUACGAUUCAUCGCUUCGAUCAAUCGGACAAAGACAUCACAUAUCAUACACGAAGCGAUUAAUCAUAACGAUCGAUCGCCCCGUUACUCGAACGACACGGAAUAAUAAAGUCAGUAGGUAAGUAUGAGAUAAAAAUAGAAUCGUUGGUCGCAAGCGGCCACACACUUUCGAACCAUUGUUGCGAUAUUCAUGAUUGCACGGGAUUAUGUUGCGAUUCGCGAUCAAGUAAAUCGUUAACGAUAUUGAAAUACACUGUCGAUCGGCCAUUUCGAUUAAUCUGUUACGACGGAUCGCACAGGUGAAUCGUACCGUGUAUGGAGGGCUUAUGUCUAUUGCUGUAGAUAACAUGACAAAAUUGAUAAUAUGUCGACUAACUGACAUUGACAACUCUGUUCUGUAAAUAAUAAUCGCUGUGGCGCGAUUACUAGUUACCUACCCCCCAAAUUGUACGCUUUCUGUCAUGUUAGAUCACAUCACAAACAUUGACUGGCGUCCUAGAAUUUCUACUACUGAAAGAUGUUGAAAUACAUACAUAUAUUUAAAAAAAUAGCAGAAAAACUGACAUAGGUAACACUU